AUGGAGUUGGAUAAACUAUUCCAUGAUUUAGAAUCCAACCAAAAUUAUGAAUGUGAAGAGGCCAAAAGGAAACUGGCGGAACAUUUUACACAGAUCAAAGAUCAAUGGCUUGUUCAUAAUUUAAUGGAAUAUUAUUUGAAGACUGGUUCCGUCCGUAUUAUUGAGGUAUUAAUCAAAGCUCAAGCUCCACAUGAUGGUUAUAUAUUUGAUCGUUUGGCCGAUUGGCUGAAGACACCGGCCCAACGUGUUAAUGCCUUAAAUUUAUUCUGUUUUGUUGUGCGUCGUCAUCCGACCUGGCUGUUCAAAGUGGAAAAGCAUCGCUUAAUCAAGGAUAUGCUACAUUGGUUGAAGCAAUUGGAGAUUGAAAAAGAAAUUGUACCUUUAAUGAGUGCCCUAUUGGCCAUUAUCACCCUACUACCGAUCAUACCCAAUUUAGUACCGAAUUUCCUUAACGAUCUAUUUGCCGUUUUCGCCCAUUUGGCCUCAUGGAAUAGUCAACAUCCUAGUCGUUUGUCCGAGGACAAAUUGGUACACCUGCAGUUGGGUUUACAAAUGUUGUUUCAUCGUUUGUACGGCAUGUUUCCGUGUAACUUCAUGGCAUUCCUAACGGAUUUUAUACGCCGUGAAAAGGGUGCUAUUUUCCAGCAUACCAUUAAACCACUGUUGGAGACGGUACGUUUACAUCCGAUGUUGGUAACGGCCACAGUGGAUUCGGAAAUAAAUUCCGAACGAUGGAAAGAAAUACAACCGCAUGAUGUUGUGGUGGAAUGUAUGCGUCUUUCCUUGCCGAUGAAAUAUCAGGAUUUAACAUCGUCUGUGGCUACAACAACAACAGCAGCAGCCGCCGCCGUUCUGGCCUCGUCUAGUACUACGAACACAACCAGUACAUUUCAACAACUAACCGCCUCGGCAACUACCUCAUCGUCGUCAUCAUUGGGUCGCCAUCAACAACAAAAUCGUUUGGUUGGAGGCACACAAUCACAAUCUGGUAUUUGGAGUCCUUAUUACGAAAUAAUCAAUUCCUCACAUACCCCACUAACACCGACUCCGUAUAUGAUGCCAUCGGCAUUAAAUCAAGGCUCUUUGGGUGUCAGUGGUUGUUCUCCACCAGAAGCUGCGGUUGAAGCCACCCCGGAAACUACCCCCUUAAAAGACAACCGAGAAUUGAAAAGACCCUCAAUUGGUGGUACCACUGGAGUGGUUAAUCCUUUGGCAGUAAGGGCUAUAUUUACCAACAGCCAGCCCUCAUCUCCACAUCGAGGAAAAGAUACGGUCCAGCAUCCAUCAGUACAACACCACCAUUAUCAACAUCAGCACUUUAAUUUCCCUGAACUUGGCUCCUCAGGUGGGGGUGGCACCACCACUACCUUUGUGGAGCAGGAACUCAACACCCGGAUCGUUACACGAGUGACCCGCUACGACCAUAAGGUACAACAAAUGUUGCACGAUCGUAACAAAUCCCAAAGUCCUUUCCAGACAAUAGAAGCCCAGGCGGCAAAGAUGGGUUUUCAAACGCCCACCGAAUUUUGUCGCACUCCCGAUGUGGACAAUCACAGUGCGGCGGCGGCGGUUGGAAGUGGCGGCACAAAUUCCCGUUACUAUCAAUCGAAUUCGAUUACCCCGCUCUCCGCACUCAACAGCGGUAGUGAGGCGGCGGCGGCAUGUUGUGCUGUACCGAUGUCAUCGGCAGCCAUGGAUAUACCUAUUACCAAAGUAUGUGAUGAAUGCAAUGAAACCGAUCAAACCCUGUGUACCGAAGGUGGCCUUCAAAUGCCCACUAGUAAUUCGAUGCAGCUGCUGGCCAAAGGCAUUAAGCGCCGCAAUCGCAUGACUAGCUAUUGUUAUAAUGAAAAAAGUUGUGAGAAAAUUGGUGUCAAUGGCAACACAUCCGGAUCCGGUGAUUCGUACAAAACCCUGCAUAAGGUUCGUAGAACUAAAUCCCUAUCUUCGUUAUAUUUGGUAUCCUCUAAGGCAUCUCAAAGUUCCGGUGAUAUAUCGGACAAUAAUGAAGACGAUGGAGCAUCAGGGCCAAAUUGCGAAAGGCCAUUGCAAAAGUGUCCCAAAAUGUUGGCCAUUGAUUCGGUGCUAAAGAAUUCACUGCAAAUGAAGGCAGCCCUUUGUGAAGAGAAGUCGGUACAGACAUUGGAAGCAGUGCCUCUACCCAAUCAUGAGAACUCAUUGUUGCAGAUGUUGAUCGAGACGAAUGAGUUUCGCACGGCCUAUGAGGCCAAGAGGCAAACGCCCAAUGAAAUUCUGGAACAAUUCAUUGCUCGUGGUCUGCGCAACAAUAGCAUGGACAUUCUGGACAAGGAGCAGUUUCAAUUGCUCUAUCUACAGCUGCAGUAUGAACGUUAUCGCCGUGAAAUACACGCUGAACGUAAUCGCCGCCUAAUGGGACGAUCGCGGGAUAAGCGAUCGCUGGAAAUGGAACGUGAACGUUUAAAGGAACAGUUGAAGGAUUUCGAAAUGAAAAACCGGGAGCUUAGCCAACAGCUGGACAAGACGAAAAAGGCCACUAACGAAAGGGAACGAGAAUACCAGGAAGAGUUGUCGGCCCUGAAGACGAAAUAUCAAAAUGAAUUGGAACAGAAUCGUUGCCUGCGACAGGCCAAUGAAAACCUGCAAACGAAAUUAACCGAAGAGCUGUCACAGCGUAAAGACAUCAACUACGAAGUGGAAGCUCUGAGGGGUCAGGUAUUCAGUUUGACAACGGAACUGCAGCAUGCUCAGCAACAGGCUGAAGUGGGUAUGCAGUGUCGUCAGGAGUUGGCACGUCUCGAAGCUGAUUUCAUUGUGAUGGGCGAGGUUCAGAUCAGAUGUCGGGAUAAGUUGGCGGAGAUGGAUAAUUAUCGGUCGCGUGAUGAGGAACUACAAGUUCUGCAGGAGGCCUAUAAUUUGGAAUUAAAGGAACUGAAACACAGUCUGGAUGAUAAAACAUCGCAAUUAGAUAGCGCUCGUCAUAAAAUUCAGGAAUUACAUUCACAAUUGUUAAACAAUGAAAAAGUAAUAACUGAGCAAAAACGCCUUCUACGAGCUGUUAAAGAUGAAUACGAGGAGAGAUUUAAAGCCUUAAACAAAAAAUAUGAAAUACAAAAAACAAUCAUAAUGCAAAUGGAGGAAAAAUUCAUGAUGACCUUGCACAAGCCAUUGACGUUAGUAGCUCCGGCGCCAGCUUGUUCACCGGAUACCGAUAAAACAGACAUUGCUUCCUCUGUGGAACGCAACUCGCCAUUAUCCACAUCCUUGGCCUCUAGCGAAAGCCUGUCGACAAGUCUGCGUUCCUCGGAGCUACGCAACUUGCAACAGCUCUUGGAAAAUCCCAUAGCUGAGGUAACAAGUGGCAUUAAUAUUGUUGAUGGUCAGCGUCUGCCUCCACAAAGCUUGGAUUUAGCCUCAUCGGCUAAUACGGCAACUAGUUUGCUAAACGAUCCAAAGGAAUUAAAUUCGCCCGAUGUUAUGGCAGCAAGCACCAGCGGCGGCCACAAUCGUUCUUUAACCAUGACGACGCACAUGCAUCCACAUCAACAUUUGCAACCUCAGCAGCAUCAGCAGUCGGCAACUCCAUUGUCUUCAUCAAAAAUGUUACAUGCAACAACUUCAUCAUCAAUAGCAGGAGCAGGGAAUCAGGAAAAAUCACAGCAAAAUCGUUGA
Molecule: messenger RNA, 3651 nt
Organism: Musca vetustissima
Lineage: Eukaryota; Metazoa; Arthropoda; Insecta; Diptera; Muscidae
Gene: Tsc1
Product: hamartin
Exons: 7
Coding region: 1-3651 (1216 amino acids)
Biological process (GO): negative regulation of cell population proliferation; negative regulation of TOR signaling; regulation of cell cycle
Cellular component (GO): TSC1-TSC2 complex
Source: RefSeq, a predicted model, not a curated record